Messenger RNA from Grammomys surdaster, 1759 nucleotides. RefSeq names its product beta-secretase 2 (gene Bace2). Gene Ontology annotation, cellular component: endosome; trans-Golgi network; membrane. Bases 1 to 1545 code for a protein of 514 amino acids. The record is from RefSeq and is a predicted model, not a curated record. NCBI's taxonomy places the organism in Eukaryota, Metazoa, Chordata, Mammalia, Rodentia, Muridae. The transcript has 9 exons. Gene Ontology annotation, molecular function: aspartic-type endopeptidase activity. Gene Ontology annotation, biological process: membrane protein ectodomain proteolysis; amyloid-beta metabolic process.
AUGGGCGCGCUGCUUCGAGCACUCUUGCUCCCGCUGCUGGCGCAGUGGCUCUUGAGCGCGGUCCCUGCGCUGGCCCCCGCGCCCUUCACGCUGCCCCUCCAAGUGGCCGGGGCCACGAACCACAGAGCCUCGGCUGUUCCCGGGCUGGGGACCCCAGAGUUGCCCCGGGCCGAUGGCCUGGCCCUCGCACUGGAGCCUGCCAGGGCUACCGCCAACUUCUUGGCUAUGGUGGACAACCUUCAGGGAGACUCUGGCCGCGGCUACUACCUGGAGAUGCUGAUCGGGACCCCUCCGCAGAAGGUACAGAUUCUUGUGGACACUGGAAGCAGUAACUUCGCUGUGGCAGGUGCCCCACACUCCUACAUAGACACCUACUUUGACUCAGAGAGCUCCAGCACAUACCGCCCCAAGGGCUUUGACGUCACUGUGAAGUACACACAGGGAAGCUGGACUGGCUUUGUUGGUGAGGACCUUGUCACGAUCCCAAAAGGCUUCAACAGUUCUUUCUUGGUCAAUAUUGCCACUAUUUUCGAGUCUGAGAAUUUCUUUUUGCCUGGGAUUAAGUGGAAUGGAAUCCUUGGACUUGCUUAUGCUGCUUUGGCCAAGCCAUCAAGUUCUCUGGAGACCUUUUUUGAUUCCCUGGUGGCCCAAGCAAAGAUUCCGGACAUUUUCUCCAUGCAGAUGUGUGGGGCCGGAUUGCCAGUAGCUGGAUCUGGUACCAACGGAGGUAGUCUUGUCCUUGGUGGGAUUGAACCAAGUUUGUAUAAAGGAGAUAUCUGGUAUACCCCGAUUAAAGAGGAAUGGUACUAUCAAAUAGAGAUCCUAAAAUUGGAAAUUGGAGGCCAGAGCCUCAACCUGGACUGCAGAGAGUAUAACGCAGACAAGGCCAUCGUGGACAGCGGCACCACGCUCCUACGCCUGCCCCAGAAGGUGUUUGAUGCAGUGGUAGAAGCCGUGGCACGCACAUCUCUGAUUCCAGAGUUUUCUGAUGGCUUCUGGACGGGGGCCCAGCUGGCAUGCUGGACAAAUUCUGAAACACCAUGGGCAUAUUUCCCUAAGAUUUCUAUCUACCUGAGAGAUGAGAAUGCCAGUCGCUCCUUCCGGAUCACCAUUCUGCCCCAGCUCUACAUUCAGCCCAUGAUGGGAGCUGGUUUCAACUAUGAAUGCUACCGUUUUGGCAUCUCCUCUUCCACAAAUGCACUGGUGAUUGGUGCCACCGUGAUGGAAGGCUUCUACGUGGUCUUUGACAGAGCUCAGAGGAGGGUAGGCUUUGCAGUGAGUCCCUGUGCAGAGAUUGCAGGUACCACAGUGUCUGAAAUUUCGGGGCCCUUUUCCACGGAAGACAUAGCCAGCAACUGUGUUCCAGCACAGGCUCUGAAUGAGCCCAUCUUGUGGAUUGUGUCUUAUGCCCUGAUGAGUGUGUGCGGAGCCAUUCUCCUGGUUCUGAUCCUCCUGUUGCUACUCCCACUGCACUGCCGACAUGCCCCCCAAGACCCUGAGGUGGUUAACGAUGAGUCCUCACUAGUUAGACAUCGCUGGAAAUGAAGUGCCUCAUCUGAACUCCAGCAGUCUUGAACUCAGCUCUUCCAAGAGGGAUAUUUCCAGUUGGCUUCUCUGUCCGUUAGUCUGGAACCUCGGCUGUGCAUCUGAAUGCCUUCCAGACUCGCUGUAUCUUGAUUACUCUUGAUUUCCAAGUUUUCAGGUCUUUUCUACUUCAGAGAAAAAUGAUAAUAAAAACACCUCAUUGUGAACCAAAACA